CACAUUCAAUCCAUAUUUUUCCCACACAAAAAUUGAAAAAUAAACACUUGGCAAAUCUGAGAGUUGGGUUUUGGACUUUGGUGGUCACACAUGGCUUUUGCUUCACCCUACCAGACAUACAUACCUUUGCCUUCUGACUCAGGUGGCGAAGAUGAUGGCCAUGAGGCACAUUUGUCACUGGUUCCAAUUCACAUAGUAACUCAUGCUUCCCAACUUCCAAUUGAGUUUCUUUCUCCUUCUCCCGAAAAGCAAUUGGUUGUUGGAUUUGAUUGUGAGGGUGUUGACCUGUGCCGUUAUGGAACUCUUUGCAUCAUGCAGCUUGCAUUUUCAGAUGCCAUAUAUUUGGUCGAUGCCAUUCAGGGAGGAGAGAAGCUAAUGAAAGCCUGUAAGCGAGCUCUUGAAUCUAACUUCAUCACAAAAGUCAUUCAUGACUGCAAGCGAGAUAGUGAGGCAUUGUACUUUCAGUAUGGAAUCAAGUUGCAUAAUGUGGUAGAUACACAGAUUGCAUAUUACCUAAUAGAGGAACAACAGGGGCGGACAAGAGCGCCAGAUGACUACAUUUCUUUUGUUGGACUCCUUGCUGAUCCACGCUAUUGUGGUAUAUCAUAUACUGAGAAGAAAGAGGUUCGUGUCCGUCUAAAGCAGGAUCCAAAAUUUUGGACACAGAGACCCCUAUCUGAAUCAAUGGUCCGCACAGCUACUGAUGAUGUCCGCUUCCUCCUCUAUAUCUUCUACAAGAUGAUGGAAAAGUUGAAUGAAAGAUCUUUAUGGCAACUUGCUGUUCGUGGUGCACUUUAUUGCCGGUGUUUUUGCUACACUGAUAAUGAAUAUGCAGAUUGGCCUUCAAUUCCCACUAUUCCAGGUUUUUUUUUUUUUUUUUUACCUGUUACUCUGGGGUCAUCAUUUAUUGUAGAACAUAGAGAAUAUUACAUCACUGUGGAAGAGUCUGCUCCUGAACAAGAGAUUUUGUCAGUGCUUAACAUUCCUCCUGGAAAAAUGGGACUUGUAAUUGGUAGAAAAGGAGCUUCCAUCUUGUCAAUCAAAAACUCUUGCAAGUAA
Quercus lobata is the source of this 1059-nucleotide messenger RNA. Its product is annotated as piRNA biogenesis protein EXD1-like. Lineage: Eukaryota; Viridiplantae; Streptophyta; Magnoliopsida; Fagales; Fagaceae. The record is from RefSeq and is a predicted model, not a curated record. Bases 91 to 1059 code for a protein of 322 amino acids. The transcript is spliced from 9 exons. Gene Ontology annotation, biological process: nucleobase-containing compound metabolic process. Gene Ontology annotation, molecular function: 3'-5' exonuclease activity; nucleic acid binding.